Messenger RNA from Lachancea dasiensis, 861 nucleotides. The record is from the annotation of a GenBank genome assembly. Lineage: Eukaryota; Fungi; Ascomycota; Saccharomycetes; Saccharomycetales; Saccharomycetaceae.
AUGUCCUUGGGUGAUGAUGAAUCAUGCCAAUUGUUGGGACCCGUUUCGUUAUUUAUUCAGUCAGCGAUGGGACUGCUAGCCAUUGGUGGUGUCUUGCUUAAGCGACGCUAUGAGACCCCUAAGAGGCGAUGGAGAGUAUGGCUGUUUGACAUUGGAAAGCAAGUGUUAGGCUCAUUGAUCUUACAUUUCUUGAAUGUUGGGAUCAGUAUUUUGAAGCAAGAUGAUCAGAGUUCCAUCAAACAGCUGUUGUAUCAAGACGACGGCGAUGACUCGGGGGGCGACCAAUGCGAUUGGUACUUCCUCAACUUACUCAUGGACACGACCCUUGGUACGCUCGUGCUGUGGUGGUUUUUAACGAUGCUGGAGCGUGGAUUUGCCAAGCUAGGGGUAGAAGGCAUUGAAAGCGGGAACUAUUACGCAGAGGAUGUGAAGCCGCCGGCAGGUGAGGAUAAUGAUGACCGAGAACGAUUUUCUUCGCACGACAGCUUCAGUCCGCCCCAACACCGCGAACCGCUAUUUAGUGCUUUUUUGAAGCAACUUGCGGUCUACGUAUGUGGACUGUCACUGACGAAAUUGUGCGUAUUUUUCAUUUUAACAUAUUUCGAAGUGGUGGCAGUGUGGUUUGCGGACUUGGCGCUUGGAUGGUCGAACCCAUGGCCCAAUUUUCAAGUGUUUCUCGUGAUGUUUGUCUUUCCAGUGUUGCUCAAUUGUUUCCAGUACUUUUGCGUUGACAGUAUAAUAAAACUACACCCCAAGACAAUGUCUUCCAGCGAACGUGAGAAUUUCGAGUAUAUCUACAACGACCCGGAUAACGCGAUCGGCCGGAAGCGUCGAAAGAACGACUAUGGUGCUACCUGCUGA